CAUUUCAUAGUAAAUCAUAUGAUUGCUUUAAUAUUCCAGAUAAUAUUGAAGAUUUUAACAAUCCGAGUAAUCAAAAUUAUGCUGGCACAUUCAAAGCAAGUAGUAUUUUAAAAGGCAUGAGUAAAAAAUUCUCUAAAGUAUUUAAAAAAUUACAAAUAAAAUCAAAUAAUGAUAAUCAAAUUAAUUACGGAAAAGAAAUAGUUGAACAACAACAAAUAAAGCAAUAUAAUCUCAACAUUAAAGAUGAAGAUGAAAUUUAUGAUGAUAAAAACUUUCAUUCAGAAGAAGAUGAUGUAUUCGAAAUUCCAGAUGUUUUUAUUUAGAAUUAUUAAACACUAAGUAUAGAGUAGGUAAAAUUUUUUACAAAAUUCUUAGUUUGUAAUUUAAAUAAUU
This is a messenger RNA of Rhizophagus irregularis DAOM 181602=DAOM 197198, 393 nucleotides long. NCBI's taxonomy places the organism in Eukaryota, Fungi, Glomeromycota, Glomeromycetes, Glomerales, Glomeraceae. The record is from RefSeq and is a predicted model, not a curated record.